AUGACUUUAAAACAACAUCCAUUUGUCAUUUUAUUAAUAGUUAUCAUUUUCAUUUAAACUAGCUUUACUUAAAAUGCUAACUAAUCAACCUAUGUUGAUUUGACAAAUACUCGAACUAAAGAAUGUAGUAAUAUCAAAUUUUGUAAAACUAUAGUUUAAAUUAGUUGACAUAUCUGAUCUUGAGAGAGAAUAAGUUUGGAGUUAAAUUUACUCUAAAUCAAGUCUAGAAUUAUAAGAAAACAUUGAAUUCCUUGUUAACAACAGUUAUGAGAUCUCAAACAAUUUUUAUUUUUCAUAAUUGUCAAGCUUCACCAUCCCUUGGCUUAUAAUAGCUAUUGGAACCUUUUUUCUCUCUAUUAUGUAUAUACUCAUUGUUUUCAAAUCAAAGUGAGAAUAUUUUAUGAUUUUAGUUCUGUAGUAAUUUGGAUUAAAAACCAUACAGAAGAGGAAUUUCUUGAAAAUACGAAAAGGUAUCAUAAAUACGGAAUCAUCUCAAUAGUUAUCUUAAAUUUUACCAUAAUUACUUGUUCGAUUAUUGCUUUAGUAAUAUAAAAAUUUGAAAUUUAGGUUUUUAUAAAUGAUAUUAAUGAAGGACUCUCCUAUUCAAGUUGCUAUCUAAGUUAAUCAUUUGAUGAUUUAUUAAAUAAAAACGAUGAAAACUUUGUUGGAUAUAAUAACCUUUAGGUUGAUUUGGAAAUAUUAUCAAAGCAUGUUUAAGAGUUUCAAAUAAAUUUAAAGGCUUUAUUUUAAGAUAGAAAAUCGAUAACAAUGACAAAAAAAUUAUCCGAGCUGAUUGAAUUUAAUGAUCAGUAAAUUUAUAUUUCAUUUAGAUUAAAGAGAAACCUCCCAAGAUCUCCUUUACCGAUAAUGAUAUCUUCAAAUGGAACAAAUGUAAUUGAAGAAACAGAGUCAUAUUUUUCAAAAUCUAAAUUAGUAAAUUACAAAUCAUAUUAUAGUUUGAUUAUAUACUAUCAAAUGAAAAAGAUGAAGAUUAUUUGACAUUUUAAGAAUAUUAUGAUCUUAUUCAAUAAAAAUAAGAAUUAAUUUAAUUAACAGAUCAAGUGAAUUAAGUUAUUAGCUUUUAUGAUAAAAUAUUUUUGCAUUUUGGAUCAAUUGAAAAUGCCUCUUUUGCUCUUAGAGAUUAAAGAUUAACAUCAAUAUAUAUGAGGGCUGAAUAACAAUUAUCAAUAAUAAACAAUUAUUUAUUUGUAUAUUCAGAUAAAUAUUUGAGCUUUCAUCAAAGUUUGAAUGAAAGUAUGAAAAAAUAUACAAGUUCUAUAAUUGGAAUUGGAAUAACAUUAAUAAUACUCUGUUUUAUUUAAAUCCUUGUCUGGGGUGGCUACUGGUUUAAUAAUCGGUUCAAAAUAAAAGCUAUUGUAGAUUUUUUAUGGUUCAUUUGCAACUUAUUACUUAUAGCCCUUUUAGUUGUUAAUAUAUUUCUGCAUUCUCAUUCUGAAUUAUCGAAUGAUAUAUGCAUAUAUUUUGACGGAUUUGUCAAUAAGAUUGAAGUAUAUAAAAGUCAAAACAUAAUUGAUUUUGAUAAUACAAAAUAGACACUAAAAAAUUGUUUAUUUGAAGAUGGAAAUAUUUAUGAGUAAUUAAAUCUUGUUUAAAAAUUGAAAGAUAUUAGAACUUACAUGAACAGUGAAAAAGGAGUAGAAGACUAAAUUUAAAGAAUCAAUUCUAAUUAUGAAUAAUUUAUCUAAAAAUUAUCUAAAAAUACCUAAAGUUUAACCUAUAUUUUAGAUGGAACAAUUGUUGAUCUAGAUGAGAAGCAAUAGAUGGAGUUUAAUAAAAUAGUGAAAUCGUUUAAUGAUCUUAAAUAAAACAAUAAUUGUGCUGAGUUAGCCUUUUAGAGUUGUUCAGAUGGUACAAGUCCAAAAAAGCAAGGUUCUUAAAAUUAAACAUAAUUUUGCUGGCAUCCAUCAUAUUUAAUAACAAGAUAUUCGGCUAGUUGUCCAGAGCAAUAAAAUGAAUUUUAGAAAUUAAAAUAACACUUUUAAUCUUAAGCCUAAGGAUGGAUAGAAGCCUAAUAAUUGGAGUCUUAAUUCAUAUCACUAAAUUAAUAACUUAGCAUGGAUUUAAACUAAUAUAUAAAUUAGAUUUAGAAAUUUAAUGAAAAAGAAUAAAUGAUUUUAUCAAGUAUGAAUAAUAUCCUUAAGUCAACUAAUUGUACAUUUAUCAAAGUAAAUAAAUAAUUCAUAUAUAGGGUCAUUAUAAUAAAAUGCUUGAUGGAAUGUGCAUAAUAUAUUCAGAAUCAGUAUAAAAAGAAUCUAUACUUGUAAUAAUCAUUAUUUGUAUGCUUUUCCUUUCUGUGCUUGCUAAUUGUUUAACUUCUAUAAAGGUUACUCAUAUGGAGUCUUACGAGGAAUAUGCAUCUACAAAAGUGAUAAACUUUGGAGGUUCUAGUAGAAUGAGAGGGCCAAAUGAUCCAAAUUAGAUGCAACAUGUAUACCCUUUACAUGUGAUGAGCGGUGUAGAAUAAGAGUUAAAAUGA
Molecule: messenger RNA, 2497 nt
Organism: Paramecium pentaurelia
Lineage: Eukaryota; Ciliophora; Oligohymenophorea; Peniculida; Parameciidae
Source: the annotation of a GenBank genome assembly